GCCAGCGACAACGCGCACCACGCUCGCUCGCACACGCACAGACAGACGCGUCCAGGGAGAAAGCCUCCGGCCGGCCGACCGACGCUCGAGGAGGGAGAGGCGGACGGAGGUGGAGGGCGGCGGCAUGGUGGUCAGGCGGUCGCCGGCGCGGCGGCGGGGCGUGCGGGUCGGCCCGACCAAGCUCGAGGGCCUGCCGGCCGCGUGGUCGGCCCCCGCCGUGGCCGCCGUCAAGGUCAAGUGGCCCGGCGCCGGCGGGGCGCUCUCGCAGAUGCUCACCGGCAGGCGCGGCGGCCGCGGGGUCACCGCCGUCGAGCCCGUCGGCGGCGACGGCGCCGUCCGCUGGGACGCCGCCGCCGACGCCAACCGCUUCCGCGUCGACGUCGAGCCCAGCGCCAGCCCGCGCGGCGGCGCGGGCGCGGGCGGCGCCGGCCGGCCGGAGCGCGGCGUCUUCUUCUCCGUCCUAUACGGAUUCCAAGAACAAGGGAGGGGCAAGGACCUGGUGAGGCUGGACGAGAUCGGGACAGCCAUGAUCAGCCUGGAGGAGUGCUGCUGGGAGAUGCAGCUGCAGCAGCAGCAGAAAGUUGGGGCUCCUCUGCAGCAGCUGGUGGUUGUCCCCAUCAGGGUCAGGAAGGACGGGUGGGCAAGUGAUGCCAUGCUCUAUGUGAACGUGGAGCUGGUGGACCUGAGCACGCCGGCGGAGGUGGAGAGGAGCGUCUCGUUCAGGGAGAAGCCGAGGGCGAACCCCACGCCGGUCCCGACGAUGAGGGAGAUCCACAGGGGCUCCACCUACCACGAGGUUCUUGACCUGAAGCAGCUGCUCGACCUCGCCGAGAAGCAGGGCAGGGUGGCGGUGUACCGGAACAAGCGCAACUCGGACACCAGCAGCGUCAGCAGUGGUGGCAUGAGCAGCAGCAGCAGCACCGUCAGCCUGAGCAGCGCCAGCACCAGCACCAGCGGCGGCGCCAGCCCGGAGCCCGGGUCCACGUCCAAGCGCCGGUUCCUGCCGUGGCGGCGGCGGAGCCGGGAGUCGCUCUCCCAGGAGAUGCCCGUCGCCAAAUGCUGCGUGGAGGACGACGACGAUGCCUGGGAGGCGCGCGAGUUCACGAGCAGGGACUCGGAGACGCGGCUCCGGACGCCUGUCUUCUUCGCGUCCAUCGACCAGCGCGACGACAGCGCCGGCGGCGAGAGCGCGUGCACGGCGCUGGUGGCCGUGCUGGCGGCGGCGCUCCACGCCAACCACCCGCUGAUGCCGACCCGGGCGGAGCUGGACGCGCUCAUCCGGGACGGCUCGUCGGAGUGGAGGCGGCUCUGCGACGACGAGGCGCACAUGGCGCAGUUCCCCAACCGGCACUUCGACCUGGAGACGGUGCUGGCGGCGCGGACGCGGCCCAUCGCCGUGGAGCACGACAGGGCCUUCGUCGGCUUCUUCCAGCCGGAGAGCUUCGCGUCGCUGUCGGGCGCCAUGUCGUUCGACGACAUCUGGCGCGAGAUCAGCGCCGGCGCCGGCGAGCGCGCCCCGGGCGAGGCCGACGUGUACAUCGUCAGCUGGAACGACCACUUCUUCGUGCUCAAGGCGGAGAGCGACUGCUACUACGUGGUGGACACGCUCGGCGAGCGGCUCUUCGAGGGCUGCGACAAGGCCUACAUGCUCAGGUUCGACGCCACGUCGGAGAUGCGCGCCAUGCCGUCGCCGUCGUCCGAGGCGGCGGAGGAGGUGGUGGUCGCCACCGGCAAGGAGUGCUGCGGCGAGUUCAUCAAGAAGUUCCUGGCCGCCAUCCCGCUGAGGGAGGAGCUGCACAUCGAGCAGAGCGGGUGCGCCGACGCCGGCGCGCCGCACCGGCGGCUGCAGAUUGAGUUCCACUUCACCGUGCUGCAGCAGCAGCAAGAUGGAGGGAGAUGACAGGCGGGUGUGCUUGCUGCCUGACUGCGCUGCUGCACUAACAUGAUCAAUGUACAUUCAUAUACAUACAGCACAGAUGAAUAGAAACAUGAAUGACAGCAUUAUUAUUACCAGUUGCAAGAUUUUGGAUAGUAGUAAGUGUAAUAGGCACAGGGAAUACAGAAUAUGUUUACAUACAGUGAAUUAGGCAGACAGAGAUUGUAAAAUAUACACCGAGUUUCUUGAGUGUUUGGGUAGGCAGUGAACAUAUACAUACAUACGGAGUCCUUGAGUUUUCU
Triticum dicoccoides is the source of this 2178-nucleotide messenger RNA. RefSeq lists its product as uncharacterized. Lineage: Eukaryota; Viridiplantae; Streptophyta; Magnoliopsida; Poales; Poaceae. The coding region runs from base 125 to 1900 and encodes 591 amino acids. The transcript has 3 exons. The record is from RefSeq and is a predicted model, not a curated record.